Molecule: messenger RNA, 1290 nt
Organism: Penicillium canariense
Lineage: Eukaryota; Fungi; Ascomycota; Eurotiomycetes; Eurotiales; Aspergillaceae
Product: isopenicillin N synthase family dioxygenase
Exons: 7
Coding region: 1-1290 (429 amino acids)
Molecular function (GO): dioxygenase activity
Source: RefSeq, a predicted model, not a curated record
AUGAACCAGCAGACUAACUCUUCGCAGGCCGCAAAUUGUGAGUGUAUUCCUAUUAUUGACUUGUCGGACAUAGACAGUCCACAUUUCAAGGAUCGCCGAAAGCUCGCACAAAUAAUCUACGAUGCUUGCACCCAGGUUGGAUUCUUCUACAUUAAGAAUCAUGGGAUUCCAGAGGCCAUGGUGAGCGACAUUCACCAUGCAGCAGAGCUAUUUUUCAGCCUCCCAGAAGAGGAAAAGAUGAAGGUCUAUAUUGGAAACUCCCAGAAAUUUCGUGGAUACAGCCCCAUAGGCGGCGAGAGAUCUACAGGCACCGAGGAUGAUCCCGUAGCGGAGGAAGAGGCUGUGGGUGUUCUUUCAGAAGCAUUUGAUAUUGGAUACGAACUAGCCUUAGACUCUCAGAAGUUGAAAUAUGCUGUUCUACCUUCAGAUACUUACGGACUCUAUGGAGAUAACCAAUGGCCUAACGAGGAGACACUUGCCGGAUUCUCGGAAACAUAUAUCAAGUAUUGCGGCAGCGUUCUCGAUCUUUGUCGCAAGAUGAUGAAAAUCUUUGCUCUUGCACUUGAGUUGCCGGAAACAUUUUUUAAUUCCAGCAUCCAGACCCCAGGGGUGACUUCCAGAAUGAUCCAUUAUCCCGCCCAGCCAGCGAACGGUGAACCGCGAGAGGGACUUGGAGCUCACACCGACUGGGAAUGCUUUACGAUUCUCUCUCAAGGAAGGGUGCCCGGCCUACAGGUUCUCAACUACAAUGGAGAAUGGAUCUCAGCGCCUCCAAUCCCAGGAACACUAGUGGUCAAUAUUGCCGACUGCUUGUCGACUUGGACAAACAAGAAAUUCAAGUCAACAGUUCAUCGCGUGACUAAUCUGUCAGGGGAGGAACGCUAUUCAAUACCCUUUUUCUUUGGUGUUGACUAUGAUGCCACGGUGUCGGUCUUAGAAAAAUAUACAUCGGACAGGGAUCCACCAUGCAGAGCACCUUUCAAAGCUGGUGAUUAUAUUCGUGAAAAGAUGACAAGAGCGAGGAACAAGGAUACAGCCCAAAUAAAGGCCAACCUUGCCCAAGUUAUGUCCUCCCAAGGCAAAGUACAUCUCGCUAGAUUGGCCUUUCUAUGCCGAUUCGAGGAUGAUACUACUGGUACAGCGGAUGAUAUCGCUACAAUGUCCUAUCUUUUGAAGGACAUUUUCAAGUUUAAGAUCAAGAUUCACUUGAUCCAGAAAUCCCUUGUCAAUACGACCGUCCUACUUGCAGCAUAUGUCCCAUUCAUUGAACAGAACCAUCACCCGAACUAA